Thecamonas trahens ATCC 50062 is the source of this 1385-nucleotide messenger RNA. Its product is annotated as glyceraldehyde-3-phosphate dehydrogenase 1. The coding region runs from base 44 to 1075 and encodes 343 amino acids. The transcript has 2 exons. The record is from RefSeq and is a predicted model, not a curated record. Gene Ontology annotation, molecular function: NAD binding; oxidoreductase activity, acting on the aldehyde or oxo group of donors, NAD or NADP as acceptor; NADP binding. NCBI's taxonomy places the organism in Eukaryota, Apusomonadida, Apusomonadidae. Gene Ontology annotation, biological process: glucose metabolic process.
CACACACACACUCUCUCUCUCUCUUUCCAACUCAUAUAUCAUCAUGUCUGCUACCACUGGCAAGCGCGGCAUCGGCAUCAACGGCCUCGGGCGGAUCGGCAAGCUCGUGCUGCAGAUUAGCGAGGGCCGUGAGGGGUGCCCGGUCCAGGUUGUGGCCAUCAACGACCCGUUCAUGUCGUGCGGCGACAUUGUGUACGCCAUCAAGUACGACUCGGUCCACGGCCGAUUUGCCGGCACGGUGGUUGAGGGCGACGAUGGCGAGUCGGUGGUCAUCAACGGGCGGCGGGUGGCAGUGGGAUCGUCCAAGGAGCCGGCGGCGUGUAACUGGGCCGCGCACGGUGCGUCGAUCGUGGUCGACUGCUCCGGCCAGUUUACCUCGCUCGCCGGUGCGUCGGAGCACCUCAAGGGCGGCGCUGAGCGGGUGGUGGUCUCGGCGCCAUCCAAGGACAUCCCGAUGUUCGUGCUGGGCGUGAACGGCGACGAGCUGACCGCCGACGACCACGUUGUCUCAAACGCCUCGUGCACGACCAACUGCCUCGCGCCGCUGGUCAAGGUCGUUCACGACGCGUUUGGCAUCGAGGAGGCCGUAGCCACCACCGUCCACGCCGCCACCGGCUCGCAGCGCAUUGUUGACCUCAACAACAAGAAGAACCACCGGCUCGGCCGCUCCGGUAUGCUCAACAUCAUCCCAUCGACCACGGGCGCCGCUGCCGCUGUCGCCAAGGUCUUCCCUGCCCUCGACGGCCGCAUCACUGGCAUGGCCAUGCGUGUGCCCACCGCAGACGUCUCGGUCGUCGACGUCACCAUCAAGCUUGCCUCACCGGCCUCGCUCGACGACAUCCACGCCGCCAUGACCGCCGCCGCCGCCGGCGACAUGGCCGGCAUCCUCGGCGUCACCGCGGACGCCGUCGUCUCGACAGACUUUGUCGGCUCGACCUACUCAUGUGUCUACGACGCCGAUGCCUCCCUCGCCCUCUCCGACACCUUUGUCAAGCUCAUCGGAUGGUACGACAACGAGUACUCGUACACCGCCCGCCUCGUCGACCUCAUCGAGCGCGUCGUUGCCCUCGCGUAGCAGCCCAAGCUCGCCCACGCCGAUGCCGCCUCCCCCCUAUCCGCAAUACCCGCACCGAUGACAACGAUGCACAGAGGCUGGUCAUGACCAGGCCCAGCAGAUGAGCUGCUGCUGCAAUAGACUGCUGUGGGAGGCUCCUCUCGGAGACUGCCAUGGCAAGAGGUACAGCCUCUGUGAUGGCUGCUCUGCGGCUGGCUCUGUAGCUGUAGCUGGCCCAGGCUCUGAGGGCGAGGGUGGAAAAAAACCGCUUGUCCAAUAUCACGUGGUAUCACCCCAAUUUCCAUGGCGUUAAAAAACGUUGCACAGCCGA